CAAAAACUUUUUAUAAAUAAUAACACAGAAUUAAUUAGAAUUUUUAACUAUAAUACUAUGCAGAAAUAUGAAAAAUUAGAGAAGAUAGGUGAAGGAACUUAUGGUACAGUAUUUAAAGCAAAAAAUAGAGAAACUCACGAAAUAGUUGCGUUAAAAAGAGUACGUUUAGAUGAUGAUGAUGAAGGAGUACCAUCGUCAGCUUUAAGAGAAAUUUGUCUUUUAAAAGAAUUAAAACACAAAAAUAUAGUACGACUUUACGAUGUUUUACACAGCGAUAAAAAGCUUACUUUAGUAUUCGAACAUUGCGACCAAGAUUUAAAGAAAUACUUUGAUAGUUUAAAUGGAGAUAUUGAUUCCGAUGUGGUUAAAUCGUUUAUGUAUCAAUUAUUAAGAGGUCUUGCUUUUUGUCAUAGUCAUAAUGUCUUGCAUAGAGAUUUAAAACCUCAAAAUUUAUUAAUUAAUAAAAACGGUGAGUUGAAACUGGCAGAUUUUGGAUUAGCUAGAGCAUUUGGAAUUCCUGUAAAAUGUUACUCAGCUGAGGUGGUUACUUUGUGGUAUCGACCGCCUGAUGUGUUAUUUGGAGCUAAAUUAUACACAACUUCCAUUGAUAUGUGGAGUGCGGGUUGUAUUUUUGCUGAAUUAACUAAUGCCGGACGUCCUUUGUAUCCAGGAGCUGAUGUUGAUGACCAAUUAAGAAGGAUUUUUAGGAUGUUGGGGACUCCUACUGAUGAAACUUGGCCGGGAAUGUCUAGUUUACCUGAUUAUAAACCUUAUCCUUUGUAUCAACCAAAUUUAAGUUUAUUACAGGUUGUGCCAAAAUUGGGAAAUCGAGGGCGCGAUUUAUUACAAAGACUAUUAGUUUGUAAUCCAACUCAAAGAAUGUCUGCAGAAGAUGCUAUGCAACAUGCUUAUUUUAGUGAUUUAAAUAUUAAUAUUAAAAAUGAUAGGUGUUAAA
Messenger RNA from Onthophagus taurus, 955 nucleotides. It is a transcript of the gene Cdk5, whose product is annotated as Cyclin-dependent kinase 5. Gene Ontology annotation, biological process: neuron apoptotic process; protein phosphorylation; axonogenesis. Gene Ontology annotation, cellular component: nucleus; cytoplasm. The record is from RefSeq and is a predicted model, not a curated record. Lineage: Eukaryota; Metazoa; Arthropoda; Insecta; Coleoptera; Scarabaeidae. Gene Ontology annotation, molecular function: ATP binding; cyclin-dependent protein serine/threonine kinase activity.